This is a messenger RNA of Helicoverpa armigera (cotton bollworm), 1366 nucleotides long. RefSeq names its product endocuticle structural glycoprotein SgAbd-5. NCBI's taxonomy places the organism in Eukaryota, Metazoa, Arthropoda, Insecta, Lepidoptera, Noctuidae. The record is from RefSeq and is a predicted model, not a curated record. The coding region runs from base 146 to 523 and encodes 125 amino acids. Gene Ontology annotation, molecular function: structural constituent of chitin-based larval cuticle. The transcript has 3 exons. Gene Ontology annotation, cellular component: chitin-based extracellular matrix.
UGAGUACAAAAAUAUAGAGGAAUAUGGUUACAUUAUGUCCAUGUUCUUAAUGAACAUUUAAAAUGAAGCUCACGUAUUAACCUUGCAAGUUAUUACAGGCCAGCGCAUCUUGUUUACGACUCAAAGUGUGGAGAAAUAUAAAAGAAUGAAUCGAGUAAUAAUCGCAUGCACCCUUCUCUCGGUGGCCGCUGCAGCCGUCAUUCCUGAAGAUGCUCAAGCCCAAAUUGUGAACUACGAGAAUGACAAUGACGGCCUUGGAAAUUACGAGUUCAGCUUCGAGACGUCCAAUGGCAUAAAACGUGAAGAAAGAGGGAGAUUAGUGAAUGUUGGACAAGAGGAUGAACAUAUAGUCGUGGAAGGCUCGUACUCUUUCCUAGACGACACUGGAAAACUCGUGUUUAUCAGAUACACUGCUGAUGAAAAUGGAUAUAAAAUUGGACCAGCACCCUCGCAAGAGGUCAUAUUUCAGCCGCCGUUCGCAGCUGGCGUUCCGUCAGGAGUAGUAGCAUCUUUAUUGGGAUAAUAUGAAGCAAGGAUUUAUCGGAUAGAAUACUCAUCAAUACGAAAAGUUGUUUAGAUUCAUAAGUCUACAUUAUACUGAAAUAACAGUUUUUUUACUUUCUUUGCGCAGAAUUUUACAGAUAAGAAUUGCAUAAUGAAGAAGAUUCAGUUUAUUACAAUAUUCACAAAAAAUCUUAGCUUAAACAAUAUUGUACAUAGAGGCUACAUUUUAUUAAAAAAAAAACUUUACAUAUGUAAAUCCAUAGAUCUGCAGUAAAAUCAAAAGAACUGUAUACUUAGACUCUGUUAGAAUAUUAGUACCUAUAAGCCUUUUGUAACAAGUACCUAUUUGAAAAUAUUAAACAUUUUACUUGUAUAAUGUUGAAUAUUCAUUUAUUAGACCUACGCUUCAUCAUAAUUAGGGCGACCACAUAUUGACAGAUUGACAGAUCAGGGAUUAAUUCAAUUAUUUUUAAGCAUCCAUUGCGGUAAGGCAUAUCGUAAUUAUCUAUGCAACACGUAACAUAACUGGUAGCGGUCAAAUAUUUACCAUAGGAACCUUGCCGUGUGCAAUCAGAACUACUAAUUAACUGUGUUUGUUGAAACUUAUGUGUGAAAUGUGGAAUAGCGAAAUUACCCACUUGUUGUCAAUACUGAAAUUAUGUUAUGUAAAAAAUUACCUGUGUACACACGGACACAGUCAUGUCAAUGUACUGCUUGAAAUAGUGAAUACGCCUAUAUGUGAUGAACCUUCAAUUGUUGUAAAGCCUUAACUAGAGCUAAUAUAAUGAUACCUCUCUCUGAAAACAUACAGAAUAGUUUCAUAAUUCUUUCGGGCAAUCCCUCCCCCCUACCAUCUUCACAG